Messenger RNA from Rotaria sp. Silwood1, 2794 nucleotides. The record is from the annotation of a GenBank genome assembly. Lineage: Eukaryota; Metazoa; Rotifera; Eurotatoria; Philodinida; Philodinidae.
UUUCACUUUAAUUUUCUUACUAGUCUAAUAAUGUUAGAAACUAAAUAUACUUACGUGCUAUGUAAUAUUGGAGUGUAGCAAAUUUUGUUUUGUGUGCUUGCAAUCGAUUUUAUUCUGUAUUUAUCAUUGGCAAAAUUACUUGGUUUUUUCCCACAAACGUAUAUUUACAUGAAUCAAUGAAGCAUGACUUUUUCAUCAUGUAAACGACUUUUUCGACCAUGUGUUCGUCAUAAAAUACGUUUCGUUUUUCAUAUAUUCUACUUCUUCCUUUUUUACCUUGCCUUUGCGUUUCGUGUUGUUGCAAUGAUAAAAUAUACACUGAUACUUGUAUAAGCGUAAAUUUGAGUUAUAAUGAUUCAUUAGACUUUGAACUUUAUUCUAAUAUAUAUAAGUAUUUUCUAUCGUAAAAUUUUUUUUGAAAUUGAUAAUUAUAGAAGUAGUGUUGAAAGCUUCAAAAUAAAUAAAUGAAAAAUUUUAUAUUUUUUAUUUUAUCGUUCGAUGUAUGAAAAACUCUAUUUAUCACUCAAACUUGGUUAGAUGCAUCCGAAGAAAGUAUGGCGAAUGUGCUUUAAGAAGACUCAGGCAUUUUGAGAAAUGGGUGUGAGUGUUUGUAUUGCUUAUCCCUACACAUCCCGACCCUCAAUUAUUUGGUUUAAAUAUCUAAGAAUUUCAAUCAUAAUCAAGCAAUAAUCAACAAUCAAUGAAUAGAAGUAAAAAUAUUGAUACAAAUCAAUAACAUCUUUCAAUCAGUAUUCAACAAAUAAUGAAUGACUUUAAUUUCAAUGUAAAUCUUUUUUUAAUGUGUUGAUAUGGUAUGUUACAUUUGUUUACAACAUAAUGAUCAUAAUGUUGUAUCAAGUUCAUCGCAAACACAUGAAAUUAUACUUAAAUAUUCAAAUUUAUUUGAUUUUGAUCAAUUAUUAAUUUCAACUCAAAUUGGAUCUAUAGAAAAAAACUAGUGUUAGUCAAACGUUACAAACAGGUAAAUAUUGAGAAAAAAAGGAAUUUUUUUUAUUUGUGUUUUUUUUUUCUAAAAUAAUAGCUUAUUCAACAUGUCAACGUUGAUUUAUUGAAAUGAAUGAUAAAUUCGAUUCAACAUCAAUGAUUAAUAAUGAAAAACGAACGAUAAGCUGCUAAACUUGUUAAUCAAUUAUAUUUUUUUUUCGAUUGGAUAUAUACUUAAUAUGGAUGGUACGAUAAAAAGUGAUGAUGAAUCAUGUAUUAAUGUUAAAUGUGCUAUACCAAUAUGUCUAUCGUAUUUAUAAACAAUUUGAUCCAUUUGUUUAUCUUACUAAAAGUAUGUUUAAUUCUUGUUUGACUUUUUUUUAUAAUCCAAAAUUAUUUCUAAUGUCGUAACAGUAGGAGGGCCUAGAUGAAGGGGAUUGUGGCAGACUUUAGUUGACGUGGCUUCAAUUGGUUCAGGUCUCAAAGUUUUAGUGAAAGUUAUCUGAUAGAUAUGACAAUUUCACUAUUAAAUUGUUGAAACAUAUAUAUAUAUUGGAAUCUGAAAAUUCAAGAAAGGAGAUUUCUCAAUAUUGAUUCAGCAGCUCUAGUCCUAUUCCUACUUUUAAUUUUUUUGAAACCAACAAAAGACUAGAAUAUUAUCAGACUCGAAAAGAUAUCAAGUAGAACAUUUUAUUGAAGCUCAAAGCCUGCAUUGAUACAUCAGAGAUUGAAAUUAUACAAUCACACAACUAUCUCAAAAACGUUUUAAGCCGAAGUUCGAGAUAUGAAAUCAAUUGUAUCCUCUAAGAAGUUUUUCUUUAGUCUUUGAAGAUUUCUGAUUAAAUAAAAAUUUUGUAACUAAUAUGAAAUUUCCUAAUAAGAAAAAUGAAAUUCUCAUCUCUAUAUGACUUGUCAUACAUUAAAAUUUAUGGAACAUCAAGGUAUCUUUUUUUUUCUUUUCUUUAAGAUAUUACAUAUCUUUUAUCUUUAUGUGAAUACGGUGAUCUACAUUUACGUGGUACAUAUGCAAAUUGCUUAUUACAUUAAUUCAAACAACAAUUCAUCUUUUAACACUAUCAUUAUUAUCAAAUUCAUUUAUUAAUUAUUUUAUUAAUCAAUAUUCACUUGUAUCAACUGAUUCACAAGACAGUUCAAGGUUAUAUGUCUUAAUGAUAAUAAUGCACGUGUUAUACAUGUUUCACUAAAUGCUUUACGAACAUUAUUGCCUUUUUUAUUAAUUAAUAGUCAUGCAUUUACAAUCAUAGGAAUUAAAUUAUUAGAAGACUCUAUUCAACAUACUACAAGUUCCUGUAUUCUUGCUAAAGUUAGUCUAGCUCAAUUUAUAGAUGAUAUUGAUUUUCGAAUAUUCACUUAUCUUGAACAACAACAAUUAAAACAACAGUACUCUGAUACACGUGUUCGUCAAGCAACUGCUUCGACUUUUUCUAAUGAUUUUCAAGCUGCUAUACUCGAUUUACUUGUUCAAUUACUUUUAAUUCGUAAUUUUAUUUAUUGUAUUGCUGAAUUUCUUGUUAUGUUAUCACAUGAUACACUUCAUUCAAAACAAGUUAUUAAAAUACAAGAUUUAAUAAAACAUUAUGAUUCAUUAUUAGCAAGUAGACAUGAACCUGAAACACAUGCCGUAGCAGCAUUAGAACCAGUUUUAUAUGAUUUUUUUUCUUAAGCAUGCUGGUCACCAAUAUUAACACCAUCAUCAUUAAUAACACAUUUAUCUAUAAGUAGUAAAUUACAAUCUUAUUGUGAUUUAAUAUAUCAUCAUAAAUUAUAUGUUGAACAUUUUACAUCAAUAACAACACAUUAUCAAUUAUUAUUAUUAUUUUUUAUUUGA